Didymodactylos carnosus is the source of this 630-nucleotide messenger RNA. Lineage: Eukaryota; Metazoa; Rotifera; Eurotatoria; Philodinida; Philodinidae. The record is from the annotation of a GenBank genome assembly.
GCAAUUCAAUUAAUUAAAGAUAAGAGAAUAUCGGUAAAAGAUGCAGUUACACAAUAUUCUAUCCCGGGACGAACGCUGUACAAUCACAUGAAUGGUCAACACACGAGAAAAGUAGGGCGUGAACCGAAUCUGAACAACAAGUGCUUCAUAUUAAGACCAUGAAUGACAUCGUAAUACCCCCAUUAGCGUCGAAAGUCAUCGAAGCGGCACCAUCGUCAUCACCCAGGAUCGGUUAUAGUCACCCCAUCGUCUAGAACAACAAAUAAACAACAUGUUAUUGCACCCCAUGGUAUAUUGACAAUUGACAAUGCCAGAACUACAACAUUAACACUAUUGAAUACAACUACAUCCAUUAAAACGAUUCCACAAGGUGCGACAUUAGGACAAAUUAAAUAUCACGAAGACAACAAAUGCUGUUAUGUUCAUCAUGAUUCAUUUAGCACACAACAACAUCAGAACACGUCCUCGACGACAUCCAAUCGAAUUACAUCAAAGUCAAAAUCUUAUUCGUCCAUCAAUAGUACGAUUCACGCUUUAACAUUACAUUUUCCACUGCAACAACAAGGACAAAUACUAUCAAUAUUGAUCAGCACAAAUCAGUAUUUGAUACAUCAAAAUCGUCAAUUAUAA